Molecule: messenger RNA, 2588 nt
Organism: Armigeres subalbatus
Lineage: Eukaryota; Metazoa; Arthropoda; Insecta; Diptera; Culicidae
Exons: 5
Coding region: 450-1472 (340 amino acids)
Molecular function (GO): protein binding
Source: RefSeq, a predicted model, not a curated record
CUUCGCAGCAGUCGCGUUCGGCAUCUAUUGCACAGAAUCUUAUCCCAUCGCCUACCAUAGAUUAUUCUCCCAAGCUCUGCAAUUAGUUUCAAAUUUCGAAAACCGCUAUUGAAACCCAGUCAUUUGUGCGAAACAGCUGAAGUUCAAGUGUAUUUGAAGUGAUUAAAAGCCCCAUUGCAAAAGGCCUACCAAGUGGAGUACGGAGUUUUCUAUCCAGGAAAAUAAUUGGUUCAUUUCACGCCUGAUAGCACCCAGCAGCUAAGAGAAAAAAAUUGUAACAAUUUCGGGAAUGCUCCGCUACGAAUGGCUUAAUUUUUGAAUCAGGAAAAUACUUCACCACCGCUUUUCACAACUUUGCACUCGCAAUCUGUAGCUAAUCAAAGUAGAAAAAAAUUCCAAUCGCAAGUGUGAAUAAUAAUCCCGGAAGAACACAAGUAGAACAAUUUCCAAUGUCGAGGCUCUUCAUGAAUACGACGUACCUGGACGACGCAAACGGCAACACGCUGUUGGCCCAUCCAUCGGCAUCGGCGUCGGCAACAGUAGACCAAGUGUCGCCAUCCACAACGACAAGCACGCUGGUCGCCAACGAAACCCUAAUCAUUCAAUCACCCUCGAACGAUGACCUCAGCCAGAGCCUUUCCGAAUACACCGAUGCGGACGAAAGUAUCUCGGCACCGACGGAACUGCUCGCCGAGUUCUUAUCCGCGGUGAUGUUGCGCGAUUACGUGAACGCCCUCAAGUACUGCAAGCUUAUUUUACAAUACGAGCCGAACAACAGUACAGCCCGUGACUUCUACCCGCAUAUCCUGUCGAAGAUAGCUUUGGAGGCGAACAACAGCGGCAGCGGAGCUGCCGGUGCACUAACAUUGGACCAGCAAUCGGGCGAAAGCGAUGAGAAUUACAACUUCAACUACAGUACCUCGUCGUCCAACUCGGACGACAUCAACAUUGACGAGGUGGUUAUGAUUUGCAGCAGCGAGAGCGAACAGUCAUCGAACUGCAGUUCAUAUCUGGAUUAUUCGAACAGUAGUGGGGCCAGCAGCGGCAGCAACAACAGCAGCAGUGGCGCUGAGCUGGACGAGCAGGCCUUGGACCGCAUCAACAGGAACAGCACAGAGUCGGAUCAGUUGCCACCGUCGCAGUCGGCGACGGACAACAAUACUUCGCACUCGUACUCGAGCUUGCUGCUGGAGGAGGAAGAGAAGGAUCUGUCGCUGUCGGAUAUCUCCAACUUGAACAUUGAAGAUGAUGAGAAUGAUUCCGCGGAAGGUGCCGACGCCUCUUCACCACCAACUCAGCCAACGUCUCAACCACUGACAACGCCCCAGGUGGCUCAACUAACCAAAGCUCAACCGCCAUCUGCACCGGCCUCCGCAACUUCUUCCCCGAAAUCGCAACCUCUUGCGUCAAAAAUUGUGGCCAUGCUGCGCGCCCGGGUCAUACCCUCGCGACACUACUCGACUAACGACUAAACAUCUCCCCCAUCACGAUUCCACGGUCGAUCUUUCAGUAGGCGUAAGUGCGUACGUAGGCACAAAUUUGCUGUAACAAACAAUAUCUCUGAAUGAAGAACUUAGGGCCUUGCUAUAUAUAUUUACAUACACUUUACUAUAAUUGAAAAUCAGUCCAAAGAAACACACAAAACUGUUGUUUACCAUGUAUUUUACUUCUAUAUGACUUAUACUCAACCAGAAAUGAUUAUACUCUUUGAACAUUUGGUCGAUAUUUAAUCCCCUUUCGAUAUAAGAACAUCUAAAUGAUAAAAGGCGUAACAAUCCUAUACUGCAUUAUAAUCAGUUCGCGAAGCAGUACAAUUAGAACAAAUUACCCAAAGACCUGCUUGAUUUUCUCUAAACUUGAAACCCGAUAAUCAUCACCGGAAAUUUCAUCAUCAACAACAUGGAGAGACCAACUUCUAACUGGAGGAUAGAAUCAUUAACAAUUUUAGGUACAUUUACAGAAAAAAAAACUAAUAUAUUAUACGUAGACGGACGGACGUUUGCAAACAGGAAAACGAUCUGUUGUAGUUGGAUACGGCGUAACAUGAAAUGACUGAUCAAUUUUCAUUCAGAGUUAAAAAAAAUCGACUUUUAGAAAGUGAUAAGAAAAGUUUAAAGGAAGCUAACUCCUUGCAGGCAUUGCAGUGAGAAUACUUUUCGUGGAGUUCGCAUUCGAUUCUUUGUCAUUGGCACAUAUCUAGAGAAAGAGUGAAUAGUUAGUUCCUUAAGAAUGCAAUUCAUCAUUUGAACGAAACGGUCGGAUAAGACUUAUACUAGACUAGGCAACGUUGAGAUCUCGCAGAACGUGUUGCUGCACAACAAUUCAAAUAAUACGAACCCAAGAGUGCAAACAGAGUUUACCUAGUGCAUAUAAAACCGAGCAUACAAAAACUUAAGUGCGAUUGUUUAACUGAACACAAACUUGUUUCGAAUUAUGAACAAUAAUUAUAUCACUUAAAAUGUACUCACUAUAUAUCGAAAGCUGAAACACUGACAUUUAGGAGGAACAAAUAACGCGUUUCCAUGAGAAAAAAAAUACACAAAUGUAACCUUAUCGUGCGUGUAACAGAAAAUGUAACAAAGUGUGAA